Panicum virgatum (switchgrass) is the source of this 1801-nucleotide messenger RNA. RefSeq names its product glycosyltransferase BC10-like. Gene Ontology annotation, cellular component: membrane. Lineage: Eukaryota; Viridiplantae; Streptophyta; Magnoliopsida; Poales; Poaceae. The transcript is spliced from 2 exons. Gene Ontology annotation, molecular function: glycosyltransferase activity. The record is from RefSeq and is a predicted model, not a curated record. The coding region runs from base 198 to 1376 and encodes 392 amino acids.
UCGUACUAACAGCUAGCGAAGUAAAUCAGGGAGGAGGAGGAGUAGCUUUUGCACGAGCAAGCCAUGUUCAUUUGCAGAGAAAGCAAAGCGAUGAGCCGAUGACUCUAUGAGCCAUUUUGCCAUUGUAUAAGGCUGCAAGUGCGUGACCUGGGCAGAGCAUUUCACCCCUCACGCAUGCUCCCUGGAGAAGCCACGCCAUGAAGGACGCGAAGAAGCCCACGCGGGCGUCCCGCCUGGGCGGGAGGCUCGUCGGCGUGGCGUCCAUGCUCCUCCUCGUCUCGCUGGGGUUCGUCCUCGGCGUCACCUCCUCCAACGCCAUGUUCGUCAGGUUCUACCUCCCGUUCAUGCCGCCGCUACGCUCCGCUGCCGCGGCGGCGUCCUCGCCCCCGCCCACGCCGCCACCGCCACCGGCUCAAGACCAGCGGACUGGGUCGGCCGGGUUCCAGGUGGCUCCGAGCGGCGUCAUGCACAACAUGACCGACGAGGAGCUCUACUGGCGAGCGUCCCUGGCGCCCAUGAUCCGCCGCGCGCCCGACAGCCGCGCCCCGAAGGUUGCCUUCCUGUUCCUGGUCCGCGGGGAGCUGCCGCUGCGGCCUCUGUGGGAGAAGUUCUUCGAGGGCCACCAGGGGCUCUACUCCAUCUACGUCCACGCCCACCCCUCCUACACCGGCUCGCCGCCGGCGGACUCCGUGUUCCACGGCCGCUACAUUCCCAGCCAGAGGACGAAAUGGGGCGACGCGAGCCUGGUGGAGGCGGAGCGGCGGCUGCUGGCGAACGCGCUCCUGGACCUCGGCAACGAGCGGUUCGCGCUCUUCUCGGAGGCGUGCAUCCCGGUGUACGACUUCCCCACCGUGCACGCCUUCCUCACCGGCGCCAACACCAGCUUCGUCGACUGCUACGAGAACGGCGGCAGCCGGUCGCGGUACCGGCCCUUCUUCGCCACCCGCAACAUCACGCUGGCGCGGUGGCGCAAGGGCGCGCAGUGGUUCGAGAUGGACCGCGCGCUGGCGCUCGAGUCCGUCGCCGACGACCGCUGCUUCCCGGCGUUCCGCGACUUCUGCGUGGGGCGGAGCGAGUGCCUCAUCGACGAGCACUACCUGCCGACGCUGGUGAGCCUGCUGGGGUGGGGCCCCCGCAACGCCAACCGCACGCUCACGUACGCCGACUGGAAGCGCGCCGUCAACCGGCACCCGCACACCCACGGCGGCGGGGAGGUGACGGAGGCGCUCAUCAGGGAGAUCCGGGAGGACGGCGGCGGAAGGUGCUUCUACAACGGCGCCCGGAACGGCAUCUGCAACCUGUUCGCGCGCAAGUUCUCGCCGGACGCGCUCGAGCCGCUGCUCCGGGUGGCGCCCAAGGUCAUGGGGUUCGGCUGACGAGGCGGCCGGCGGCGGCGGCGGCGACCGGAGCAGGGAGUGUACCAUAGUAUUCUUUUUUGCGCCAUGGCCGAUCGAUCCAGGUUGAGCUUGGGAUCACAGGCCGAGAAAGUCCAGUAUCAAGAGGAGAAUAAACUCUGAAAUCAUUUUGCGACCAUGAACACCUCGUUUGCCAACCGAUAGCCAUGUUGCUGUGGCUGCUUGGUUGCGCGGCGAGGUGGUGGGAGCAAGGGGGGCGGGCGGAGCACGCCGCCCCCGUGCGCCGCCGCCGCCGCGACCGGCAGGGAUGAGUUGCGUGCGUCCCUACUCAGCUCGGGGAUCGGAGAGGGGAGGAGGCUCCGGUGAUUUGGGCGGAAAAGGCCUCCGAGGGGAAGACCUUGACUUUCCCGCACCUUGAUGGGCUGUAUAUUUUGGCCCAACACUGG